CUGCUUUGCUGCCGCUCCGAGCGCAUACCAUUUGCGUGGCCCCCUUUGGCAGUCCCUCCACGCGUUUUAUUCUAGUCCGUUGGCUACGCAUUGCCACGUGUUGCUGCGUUUUUCCCCUUUUAACUUCUAGCCUUGCAAGCGCGCUGUUGUCCCCCCACGGGCAAUGUCCCUUCACCUCUUUUAACGCACACGGGACACACGCCUGCGGGAACAAAUGCAGAUCGCCCAAACGACUUACAGAAGAAGAGUUACACCAAUGGAACGGAGCCAUAGCUAAAAUAGGGAAAAAAAAAAAAGAACGCUUGUACCAAUUCAAAAUGAAGUUCUUUAUAUGUCAAGUGAAGAGCAGGUGUCCCUUCACACCCAAAGGAGUUCGCUAUGUGUCCUCAAAAAAGAUAUCCAACUACUACCCCCCCCAAGGGCCAAGCGUUAGAGACAUGGAUGAGGAGUACAAGAGGUUCCUUCAGCUGAAGAGAAGAGAAAAAGUUUUACCCGACAAUAAAAUUACAAGCAUUGAUAUUAAUACGUUUAAAAAGUAUAAGCACAAAAACAACCCCAUUUUUUCCACCGAAUUUAAGGUGUUCAUAACUGGUUUUUUAAUUUGCGGGUGGUGCGUUUUUGCCAUUUACCUCACGGUGAGGAUUAUGUCUCCUGACGAUUUCGAAUGGGUGGAAAGUGAGAGGAAGAGGCUGGAGGAUGCCAAAAGGAAAGUUAUGAUGAUAAAGGAACGGGGAAAGGAGGUGGACCCCGUGUGA
Messenger RNA from Plasmodium vivax (malaria parasite P. vivax), 755 nucleotides. RefSeq lists its product as hypothetical. The coding region runs from base 318 to 755 and encodes 145 amino acids. The record is from RefSeq and is a predicted model, not a curated record. NCBI's taxonomy places the organism in Eukaryota, Apicomplexa, Aconoidasida, Haemosporida, Plasmodiidae. The transcript is spliced from 2 exons.